Phytomonas sp. EM1 is the source of this 2913-nucleotide messenger RNA. NCBI's taxonomy places the organism in Eukaryota, Euglenozoa, Kinetoplastea, Trypanosomatida, Trypanosomatidae. The record is from the annotation of a GenBank genome assembly.
AUGGCAUCUUUCGAGCCCUUUCGCGUGGUUGGAAGCAUCUGUGGCAGUGUUCCCAUUAGCUGUACGAUGCUCUAUGGCACACCAGUCAUGAUGGUAGCAGCCGGUAGGACCUUUAAUCUUUUCAAAGGUAAAGAGCUGCUGAUGAUUCGUGGUGGGCCAAUCCUUCAGGAACCUUUGCGAGCUGUCGCUCAGAGUGGGAAGUAUCGCUUUGCCGCAGAGGGCCCGCGGGUACACGCAUGGGUCCAUCACAAGUUGCUUUGGACAGUAGUUCACCAAGAUCUGACGCUCCCAAGCGUCAUACAUCUCCUGGCACAGGAUGAUCUGCUUUUCUGUCUCGGUGACGACAAGCGUAUUGCAGUGCGAGUGAUAAAGACAGGAUGCCUUAUACAGGAAAUUCUUAUCGGGAACAACGAGGACGCCACCACAAUGGCAUUACUCCCUGGUUACACCAACAAGCUUCUCGUGGCUACCGUGCAAGGGUCCUUGCAUAUUUAUAACUACAAAACUGCUAUGAGUGUGUGGUACACUCGUGCAGAGGCGUCUCAUCUUGACACCUAUGCACCCAUUCUUUCCCUGGCCUGCAGUUUCCAUAAGGAUAUUAUUGCAUAUGGCACAAGUGAUGGUAAAGUUGUGGUAUUCAAUGUGGGCUCUGGGGAAAGCAUCACAACAUUUAGGCAUAAACAGGGUGCCGUUACAGCCUUGGCCUUUAGAGCGGAUAGGGAUCAUCUUUUAAUGUCUGGCACAGGCUUGGGAGAGAUUAUUAUAUGGGACUUAAAGAACCGUUGUAUGGACGGUGCUCUGACGCGAACAAGGCAGGUGCGAAGCGAUAUCGAGGUGCUGGAGACACCACACUUGGCUGCGGUACACUCCUUGAUUACUUUCCUACAGCCUGCAGACGUAACGUUCGUGGUGACAGGCGGCGCUGACAAUGCUCUGAUGGAAUUUCGUUUUGACACCGUGGACGGCCUAGGAUUGUUUGUCCGGGAGCGCCGCGGCCACAUGGGCAGCUGCACAGCUGCGGCUUUCUACAACAAGGACUUGCUGAUUACAGCCGGUUAUGACCGUGCAGUGCGCAUAACACAUUUGUUUUCGGACCGCGCCUCGUGGGAACUGUCGCAAGGAAAGCUGGGAAAGAAAGGCCAAGAGAAGCAUCUGGGACGUGAGGAGCUAAAAGUUUCACCUGCCAUUGCCAUUGCAUCGUGUUCAGCACGCAACUAUCAGUGGGCUAGUGCGGUGACACUACAUCAAGGUUCUGCUCAAAUGUGUGGUUGGCGUAUAGACACCCGUGCUUUGGAAUUUAAACUAUCAGGCAUUCAAGCAGCCGAUCACACGGCACGUGCGGUGGCUAUGUCUGAAUGCGGUAACUUCGCCGUGGUGGGCUACUCCAGUGGUAACGCUGUGGUGAUGAACAUCCAAAAUCGAGGUCUUCGCCAACUCUUCGAUCCUGCUCUAGAUGGUAAUCGAAGUCAUGACAAUAGCGUAGAGUGUGUCGAGGUGGCAUGCAAUAACACCACCAUUAUUACAGCUGGAUUGGAUGGGGUUUUCAAGUUGUGGUUCCUUUCGAAUGGUGAACUUCGACAGUCCGUGUCGACUGGGCAGGCAAUGACGAAGUCGUGCGUGCAUCAGGACUCAUCAUUGUUUAUUGUGGCACAGCACUAUACAAUUUCUGUGUAUCAUUGCAAUCCAGAGCUUGUCGUGGGACACACGGCGCUGCACAUUCCGGUGCGGACACUAGUGGGUCACACAAGCCCAAUUACUGCAAUGGCUCUUGCACCGGAUUCGUUCCGCUACGUUGUUUCCGCAUCUGGGGAUGGCAUGUUGCUUGUGUGGGACCUUGCAGCUGCAGCAUGCGUUGGUCAAUAUCGUUUGAGCUCACCUGCAGUAUCUAUCAGUUUCCAUCCAGACGCCCUUUUUCUUGCAACCACACACACUGGUGAAUGUGGCACUUUCCUGUGGGUAAACAAUUUGCGCUAUGGAUACGUUCCCGAAGUUAUUCUUAAUCCAAAUGAAAAAAAACUAGACCAACUCCCGUGGAUGCACUUUCCUAUCACGCAGGAUCCUAAUGAGCGCUACUUACAUGGCGAGUAUAACGAGCACACGCAAAGGGGAGAGGUUGUAAAUAAUCAACACGAAAUUGACAAAAGGGCCAACCCAUGUGCUGAGGUUAAGUAUUUUGAUCUUCCACCUGACCUUACCCCAAUGCAGCGGAAGGUGAAUCAUAGGAGAUGGGAAGCCUCAGAUCACAUCCAAACAAGGGGCUUACGUCUCUCUGGCGUUCCUCGUCGCAUAUGGUACAACCUGACCGUGUUGGAUCUGAUUAAAGAAAAGAAUCACCCCAUUCUCCCACCGAAGAAAAAAGAUGUCCCUUUUUUUCUUCCAACCGUGCAAGAAUUACGGCCGACUUUCGUUCUAGUUGCCUCCAAUCAUGACCCUUUGACUAAUACAGAAGUGUCUGCUGUUGAUGAACAAAAGCCACAAAUGGUAAGAGCGAAUAUCCAUUCACUCAACGAAGUUCAGGGAAUGUUAGUACAUGGCGAGUUUGAUAAGCUCAUGCACUGCUUUUUAGGAAAAAAUAGCACUCAAGACAUUGAUAUUGAUAUCCAGCAAGCGAUAGGUUUUGCUGACGGUAUUGAUUAUGGACCAUAUGAAUUGAACAAUAUGAAACAAUGUCUACGAGGUCUUCUGAGAUUUUUUGCAAUUUGGAUUCAUCAGGGCGAAAACAUCGAAUUAAUUCAGGGCAUCUUGGCAAACGUACUCAGAUUUCAUCCCACAAUUCUAACACGAUUCAGUGAAGAAUUGGCGUCAGAAAUAUUAGUUUUGGCGAAAGAACAAAAUGACCUGCGUUAUAAAAUAGGCCACUUAGUAUCAUAUCCUAGCUGUCUGGCCGGAACAUUUACAGGCUCAUUUUUUUAA